Molecule: messenger RNA, 7482 nt
Organism: Megalobrama amblycephala (Wuchang bream)
Lineage: Eukaryota; Metazoa; Chordata; Actinopteri; Cypriniformes; Xenocyprididae
Gene: nhsl1b
Product: NHS-like 1b
Exons: 9
Coding region: 1343-6049 (1568 amino acids)
Biological process (GO): cell differentiation
Source: RefSeq, a predicted model, not a curated record
CGGUAUUGAAUACUCUAUUUUAAUAAUUUCUCAUUUUGCUGAUCUGAUAUCAAUUUUUAUCUCCCAAGAUUGGUCUUUUAGUCUAUUCCGCUGUUAAUCUGUUAAUAUGUGAAUAAAAUCUUCACUAAACAUUAAUACAACUCCCAUCCAAUAAUUGCGAUUAUAAUCAUGCUUCUGAUAAGAAAAAAAGUCUAAUUUUUCAUAUUCAAAUGUCAUUUUGACAAUCUUGUAACGUGACAGAUCACUGUCAGUUCAAGAGGCAGCUUGAAGCGCACGCAAAGUGAUCAUCUCUUCCUCUUUACUAGUUAUAAUAACACGAAAAACAUGAUUGAACCUCAGAAGGUAUGUUGAAAGAAACAAUUUACUGAAAUGUAUCAUGUUUCAUGUAAUCACUCAAUCAGUGUUUCCACUGUGAAAAGUUGUCAAUAAAACAGCUUGUAAACAAGCGUGUCACGUAACGUUAUAUUUACCUCAGGAAAGCCAUUCAGUGAGCAUAGCUUGUUAGUUAGUUAAAAAAAUAACUCUAGUAAGGAACAUAUUGCUUAACAUAUGCAUUAUAUUGCAUUGCAUAUUCAUGAUAUUUUUACUUUACCUGUUAGUGAUGGCUUAUGUUUGAAUAAAUCUGCCAUGAAAACAAGGUUUUAUGACAGCCACCAUUUAAAUGUUAAUAUUUCAUUAAAAAUUGGAGUAGAAACAUAUGUCAUUUUAAAAGGUGGAUAUAAAAACUGACUUAUGUGCAAUUUUUUAUUUUUUUUCUGUAUUAUUAUAUCUAAAUAUAAAUCGCAAUUUAAUCUAAUAGUUUGGGCUUAGUUGUUAAUUGUAACCUUAAAUAUUAUAGUAAUAUGCCAACUGAAAGGGUUCUCUGUAUAGUUUAUAGCAGUGUUUGAGAAUUGUUUUCCUAAAGGAUAAUUCACAUAUACUGAGCCUGAAAUAUAUCCAAAAGAUUCAAUGUUUUAGCUUGUGAAUUGAUUUGUGAGUUUCUGUCUCAAUACCUCACCCUAAAUAUUGCAUUUGCAGACAUAGUACUCAUUUGACAUACUGCUUUUAGCAAACUAUCGACAGGGCACACGUUCAGAUGUGGCGCAACACUAACAGCUAGUUUUUUAAUCAACAAUGUGCGCAUGAACGGCCAUGUGCGUCCAUACAUGUCUUUGAAAGUGGAAAAAGAGAAAGAUAGAGCGAGAACAAGACAAGGGAGUGAGAUAAACAAGGAAGAGAUGACGGGAAAGGGGGAGUGUUUGUGGUGGGAGAACGAGCGAGCUGGAGAGAGGGAGUGACAGAGAGGGAGUGUCAGUGAGUUUGCAUAUGUUCCCAGUGAGCAGGCCUGCGUGUGUAUCUGGAUAUGGGCUCGCUCACGGGUGUGGGAUUGACAUCUCCAGGAAUCUCUGAUGGACAUAAAGCCGGAGCCAUGUCAUGCCUGGAAGCUGUAUCUAAUCUGGAUGAAGAGAAAAAGUGGACUGUGCACUACACGGCUCCAUGGCACCAGCAGGAGAACGUCUUUCUGCCAGGCUCCAGACCAGCCUGCGUGGAAGACCUGCACCGCCAGGCCAAAGUUAACUUGAAAACAGCUCUCAGAGAAUGUGAUAAGCUGAGGAAAGAUGGUUUCCGCAGCUCACAGUACUACUCACAGGGGCCCACCUUCUCAGGCUCCUCAAACUCGCAACACGAGGAUGAGGACAUCGAAGGUGAUGACGCUGAUAAAAAGUCCACAGCAUCUUCAGGAGAGGAAGAGAAAGACUCCUGCCAAAUGAGAGCACAAAAUUCCACACAGGAGGAGGGGGUUGAGGUUGAUGGACAAAUGUCACGGUCUAAAGCCCCGCCCCUGCCCACUCCAGAAGAGAAGAUGAGGCAGCAGGCUCAGGCUGUUCUCACGGAUAUUGUCCCCAUCGAUGUCACAGGGGAGACGUUUGACAGGCAGGCCAGCAUCCGCCGCUCCCUAAUAAACACUGACACUCUGGUCCGCCGGCCCAAGAAGGUUAAGCGAAGAAAGACUAUUUCAGGGGUGCCUGACAGCGUCCAACAGGAACUAGCGGCUAAGGGGCGUGGAGGAGAGCUUCGGCCACAGUCCAUGUUUAUCCCUGGACAGUAUUCAACACUUGGGCGAGUCAUGAAUAGGAAUUCAACUCUCCAUCGAUCUAUAACAAAAGAUUCUGGCUGCCAGACUGAGGAGGUGAAAAUUGUCCCACCCUCUGUGAGGAGAAUACGAGCUCAGAAGGGUCAAGGAAUUGCUGCUCAAAUGGCUGGCAUCUCCACUUCUGCCACAAACAUCUCUUCUGUUUAUGAUGGGAGCUCACCUGGAAGUUCUGUUGUAGUAAUGGCACCACAGUUUGGCAAUGAUAUCCAACGUUUUCACAGCUUGCCACGAGGUGCACGGGUGUCACUAAAUGCAGAUCCCCUUUACAGUAGCACCCCUUUUAGGCAAGAAGACUCCGCUGCAAAAGCACCUCAGCAGAUUGGAAAAUUACAAGUAGAUGAUACUGUGGUGCACAUGAGGAAUGCCCCCAGGGUAUGUACCCAAGCCCGGCCAAAAUCUCAGGAGGUGAGAGGUACUCAGAAGGAGUGGGGAUCUGUCUCAGGUCCAGCCUGUGUAGUUUCUCCACAUGCAACCUACUCAACCUCGCUUAUACCUAAUGCUACUCUGUCAUGUUCUGCUGAGGUUAUUGCACUUCACACCACAUCGAGCCCAGGCCAGAGCCCACUUGCUGGGUCACCAUACACUAGAGCUAGACCUCUUAGCAUGGUCUCAGCUGUCAAUAGUGAGAGCACUAGUAGUGUAGGCACAGGAUCGCACACACCAGAAGCAGGCAUGAAGGAUACCUGUAGUGAGACUGGCCAGUCAGAUAGCAGUUUGCACAGCCACAGCACCAUUGCUGCAGGAACAUUGUCUUCAGACGAGCAAUGGAUUUAUGACACUCCUGAGAAUGUCUUGCCCAGAAGGACACUGACUUCCAGCUGCUCAACACCCAUAAAUAACCUCUAUAGUAGCCUUGAACGCUCCUCAAAAGGUACAGACUCUAGUUCACUCUACUCUAUGGACAAUGAUGGCUACUACACAUCCAUGCAUCUGGAUUCAGGCCUUAGGUCAAGGAGCCAGGGUAGUGGCCAUGGUCAUGGUAUAGGAGGAAGAGCAGCAAGACACAGUAUGUAUGAGUGCCUGGGUCAGCAAGAAGACAGAACCAGCUUGUACAGUGACCACUCACUGUCACGUUCCAUCUCUCUACGCAAACCUAAGAAACCACCUCUUCCACCAGCACGCACAGACUCUCUACGACGAAAGCCUAAGAAAACCAGCUCCCCCACUGCCAAUAAUGUAGGGUCAGAUAUUAGCAAUGGUUCUCUUCUCAAUGAGUCACUGAUUGCCACGCUCCAACAGUCACUUCAGAAUGGGCUGAAAGGCAAAGGGUCCUCCACCUCACCAUCUCACAGUCCUUGUAGCGACUAUGAGGACCCCUGGAUGCUUCGUCCCAGGAGCCAGAGCAGCAUCAGUGCAGGCAGCAGUGGUGUAUCAGCAGCAGGGAUGGCUCAUGUGUACUCCAUCUGUCAUGUCACACCUUCUCAUAGUGAUACUAGUAGCCUCCGUUCUGAUUAUGCAGACUCUUGGGGCUACUACAUGGAUUAUCCUCGUCCAUCUGGAGAUCAAACACAGUCACCAUGCACCAAUUCAUUUUCUGCUGGACAAGUGGGUGAGAUUGGAAAUGGAAGAGGCCUCCACAAUGGUAACCAGGCUACUCUUCCUCCUGCUCAGGAAGGAAAUGUGAAGCCCAGAACAGGCACCUCAUCGCCAGACAGGGUACAUCGGUUGACUUCUCCAUCAAGUGGAUACUCAAGUCAAUCUAAUACUCCAACAGCUGGCACUCCUGUCCCCUCAUUUAUGAGAUGCAUGUCCCCAUCAGGCAGCAAACCCAAACCCAGAGUGCCUGAAAGAAAGUCAUCCUUGCUCUCAUCUGUAUCCAUAUCCUCUUCUUCCACUUCUCUUUCCUCUAACACCUCUGAUUCCAACAGGAACAAUAUUCCUCCUCCACCUCCUCUUCCAGCUGCACCUGUGGCUCUUGUAUCUUUCAAUCCUCCAUCCUUUCCUCCUCCCCUUGCGCCCUCCAGCCCUGUGUGCACUGCAGAUGAGAAGUUUCCUCCUCCGCCACCUGCUUUACCCACCACCCCCCAUCAACAAGCAUCCAUGUGCCCUACUUACAUCAAUUCUUCCCCUGAAUUUCCACCUCCUCCACCUCCAGAAGUGUUGACAGACCCUGCCUUGUCGGGCCUUAAUAAUUCUUUCAGCCCUCCACCUCCACCACCACCACUGCCUGCUUGUUCCACCAUCCCUGCUUAUUCUCUAUCCCAAAAUCAACUCCUACCCAGUAUGACACCACCUACACCUUCUUCUGCUUGCUUGAAGGAAAUUAAGGGUAGCCUAAAACCAGUGAACUCAGAAAAGAGACCAGUGUCACCUCACUCUGAGCAGCCUAGUAAGGUUGGCAUGCCUCUGAUCACCCCAUUUGCUCUGCAGAGUGUGCAACUUCGGCCAGCAAAGCGGCCAGAAAACAAUGAAGUUAGCCAGUUGGCCAGACCUCAAACACCAGAGAAACCUCAAAAACCAGGGAAUCCCACAGUUCCUCAGGUUUCUUCAAUACCUUCAAAUUUAAGGCCAUCAUCUCCAGAGAAAAAACUCUCCAUCCAGCAUAGCCAGGAUAGCCAUAUUGAAGCACAACCUGACUGUGAUGUAAAAUCACAUUCUGAACCAACAUCCUGCCUUACAAAUGGGUCCAUAGAUCUUGGCAAGGUUAAGGCUACAGCUGAAGUAGAUGGUCUAGAUACUGCCCUCUCAUCACCUGCAGAAGCACCACAAAACACUACACCCAAGAAAAAGCCUCCUCUGGUUUCCAAAAAGCCCACGUUUUCUCUCACCUUUUCUUCAGUGGAUCAUGUCAGUGAUUUGCUGAGUGCUCAGAAUGACGUUUGCAUCUCUAAGUCUACACCUGAAGGUCUGGACCCCACACCUGUGCCAGAACAGGAAGAGACAACUGAGAAGGAUAGCAUUGGUAUUUCUGCACCUUCUGAGGAGAUAAGAUACAUUUCUCCCACAAAUUGUGAAGCUCAGGAGUCCUCACAGACUUCUGGUACCAUCAUUCUUGAUGCAGACAUGGGUACCAUUGAAGCAAAGAAUGAAGAAGAGGGAGAUGAUGAUGAUGAUGAUGAUGAUGAUGAUGAUGAUGAUGUAACCAGCAGUACAGGAUCUUUUGGAUCUAAAGAUGAUGAAAGUGGAGAGGUGUUUGAGUCCAGCACAUUGGACGUUGCUCAAUCUCCCAGCAUCAACGGUGACAGCUGUGGGGACAUGGUGACCCCCACUCGGCCCCGCACCACAGAGGACCUGUUUGCUGCCAUUCACAGCCUGGACCAGUUGAACACGAACACCCCCCAACAUACGAGGUCAAAGCGGAAGGUCUUGGGGCGCAAGGAAUCCGAAGAGGACCGUUCGCGAGGUCCUCUAUCCCCACCGGUCACCCCCACAGGAACGGCCCCCAGCUUGACCUCCUCCUUGCCACGGCAAACGGGCUCCAUACAGCGCAGCCUGCGCAAAUCCCCGACCAGCAGCGACACCUUCAAGGCCCUCCUGCUGAAGAAAGGCAGUCGGUCCGAGACCAGCUUCCGCAUGUCUGCCGCCGAGAUGCUGCGCAGCACCGACCCGCGCUUUCAAAGGACUCGCUCUCUCGACUCCUCGUUCGAUCCAGCAUCUCCGAUGGGCGAGAGCCCCUGCUCUUCUCCGGGCCGCAACAAACGGGCGUCCGAGGACUGGGCACGCAAUGAGGGAAUGUUCUCAACGUCCCCGUCAUUAAUCGGGACGAAGUACGGCCGAUCCCGCACACCGCCCUCUGCCGCCAGCAGCAAGUACAACGCCCGCAGCCGGAUCCUCAGCAGCCCCAUGACAGUUAUUUGUGAGAGGGAAGGAGAACUCACCGACUGUGAAGACCCAUGCCCUCUUCCUCCAUCAAACAUGCCCCUUCCCAACUCUCAGGACUCUAACAGCACUUUAUGCGAACAGAGCAGCAGUUAGGAUGAGAAACGGCUCCUUGGCAAAGGCAGAAUGUCUUCUCGGCACCAGAGAUUGACUGAGGGCAGAAGACCAGGAGUUGAACUCUAGAUGGUCUUGCCGCCUGCUAAUCCAGGCAGCGCUGCCUGAUGUUGUAGUGUGGGCAGACACGCAGAUCUAAGGUAGAUCAAGCGGUCAGCUCAAGCACUAGGCAGUGUACUGCUAUACCUAUAGCUCUUCAGAAAUAAAGUAACCUAUCUAAUCAAAUUUGACCUUCAUUUCGGAGGGAACCGUGCUUUCAGUGGCAAUACUAGACUCAUCUUUUCAAAGCCUAGCAAUUACUUCUGUUAUUUUGUUCAGCCUUUUUUUUUUCCACUCUUCAGCAUUAACAGUCAGAUUUGUGUGGGGAUUUUUUUUGGUGAAGCUGUUAACGAAAGUUGUAUUGAAGGAAUUACUAUGUGACUGCUUGUUUUGGCUGUAGUAGUUCAAGUUGAUGGAUAUUGUGUCAGCGCUGUGGGUCCAAAGAGGUGCGUCACAUCACAAACUUCUCCGCGACAGCUCUGUCAGCGCCUCUCAGCAAGACAGCUUUAGUAAACAAGAUGAAGAGCACACCGACCAAUUUCUACAAGAGACUUAUCUUUUCUUACGGUUCGGACCAUUGGAAGUGUCUGGAAUAGAAAAGGAAUUGUGGGCCGAGAGACUGGAGUAACGACGGCUUGUUUGUGGAAACAAAAAAAAAGUUUAUUUGGUUUUUGGUGUGUAGGCUUGCACUGUUCAUCGUCUCCUUUUAUUUGUCAUUUAAAAAGCAUUGUGUCUGUGUUGGUUAUUUUAAAGAGUUCUGACAUCUUACUUGAAACAAAUGACCGGUUUUACUUGUAAGUGUUUUGGUUACCAAAGAGCCGAACGGGACACUCUAACUAGCUGAAAUGAGAGGGCAUUUGUCAGACUGAGUUCUGUUAACAUCUAGUGAACGUGACUGCUUUAUUACUAACCCUCCUGUUUACCUGUCAAGCAUUUUUUUUCUUUUUUUUUUCUUGUGCAGUUUUAUAAUGUUUUUUAUGUAUAUAACUCAAGAAAUGUUAUGUAACAACUGAACUUAUUUUCAAAGAAUUUGUACAUUUUAGAAACCUUUGCUAGGAGUGGCUUCCUUUUGUAGAGUAUUUAUUUUAGAAUAGCCAGAAUGUUGGUUUGAUAUACUGUAGCUGGAGGUGGGCUUUUUGGGAGGGAAGUGAGUGAAGUGUAAUUAAAGAGGACAUCCUUACAGACAUGUGGUCAGAGUCAUUAAGUUCAGAUUCACCAGUCACAGAAUUUCUAUCUAGUUCCUUCACCCAUCGAACUGAUGGAAAAGCGGAUCAGAAAAUAAAAGCAGAAUAAAUAACGAUGGCAAAGAGGAAGCAAGCUGCUAACCCUCUGGAGUAUGUCUCUGUAAUAAAACAUGGUGAUAUUUAAAAAUUGUC